Danaus chrysippus (African queen) is the source of this 366-nucleotide messenger RNA. NCBI's taxonomy places the organism in Eukaryota, Metazoa, Arthropoda, Insecta, Lepidoptera, Nymphalidae. The record is from the annotation of a GenBank genome assembly.
AUGACAAAAAAGGAAAAUAUUACCAACGCUAAUGGAGCUAUUCCCAGGGCGAAGAGAAUAGAGCGAAAGACCUCAGGGAAACAUAAUAAAGAUGAAGUUACGAACCCUAAUUCCCAUGGUUCGAUGAAGAAGAGGCCUGCUCCUCUCCCCCUUUUCCUCAAGGCCUGUGCUGCAGGCAGCACUCCACCGGCAUCAGCGAGAGGAGAUGCAGCGGCGACUUCAAUACCGGAAGAACUUUUCAAGGACCCAGUACGAACGCAGAGUAUUAAGGCGUUGGUGAUAAAACCGCAGGUUGCAACAGUAAAAACGUCGAGGUCACAAGAUCACAAGGUCACGAAUACCAGUCACCAUAGCCAGUACCAGUAA